This is a messenger RNA of Tuber melanosporum (Perigord truffle), 1440 nucleotides long. RefSeq lists its product as uncharacterized. The coding region runs from base 1 to 1440 and encodes 479 amino acids. The transcript has a single exon. NCBI's taxonomy places the organism in Eukaryota, Fungi, Ascomycota, Pezizomycetes, Pezizales, Tuberaceae. The record is from RefSeq and is a predicted model, not a curated record.
AUGUCGGCCACCAACACAAGUCCAAUUUUCGGCAAUUUUCAAAGACCCUUUCCGAUCAGCCAAGAAGCUGCGACACGCGUGGCCUUAAAGAACCUUGUUUCCCUUCUACAUCCCCCUAAUGCCACACUUCAGAAUCUGGAUGCAACAAAACCCCAAGGCUUCCAAGCAGCUUCUUGCGGUAGUGGUCAAGGCCAACCAGGUGACGACCUUCGUGGUCAACGGCUAGGGCCCCACCAACCAACGGAGAUACAAAACAUCGCCCCAGACACCGGCAGUGAUUGCGAUAAUGGAAAUGCGUCCACCUUAAAAGGGGUAGCGUGGCCUGCACCUGAAGAAACCACCCUCGCCUACCAUGAUUCUUCGCAGGGCAGAGAGAUGGUGGCUGCUCUGCGAAUGAGAUUUGAUGCCCCCACAAGUGCGACAGCUGGCAGUGAAUCUCCAAAACCGCUGGAAUCCCCCAUUCCUCGGUGGCCAGGCACCGGUAAAGACAAAAGCGGUUUCUUUGAGACAGUUGAAGUUAAAACUGAGCUGUCUGAGGUACCUCUGGAAGCCCUACAAUACACUGAACGGCUCCAAAACACACAAAGUGUAGCCCUUGUGACCUCGCACCAGGUGGUCGAAAGCGCCAUUGAGGGGCUCUCGGGCUCUGAUGCCGACGCCUCACUCCCCACAAAUGCGGAUGGGGAACCUGAUAUGAAUGAUGAGGCUCUUGAGAGGCUUGUUGCUGAAAGUGGACUCCAUAUGGACGAACUACUGUCCGGUGUAAUGGAGCCGGAGGCGUUCACUACCUCAGAAUCAUCUCAACCAAGUGUAGCUCAGAGAGUUCAUGGAGAUAUUGGAGACCUUGUGGGCCAUGGCUCCGAAGAGUCAAUGUCACUAGACCAGAUUAAUGCACUUCUUGGAUACUUGACGGAAAACAUGGACCUCGGCGAACCCGUCAACACUAGCUCGCCUCAUUCCACCAAUCUAGUCUCUCACGACCAGGUCGCGGACCCCACACAAGAUACCAUCGCAGCACCCACCAACAAUUGGCGUAACCGCCAAUACCCCUCAACACCAUCAGCCAACACCAUCUCCCGCGGAACAAAGCGAUGCUCGCCAGACGACUCCUCUUCCCUACCCAAACGGAUCUGCAAGCCUCCCCAGAGCCCCAUUGCUCUCACUCAACUUCAAGCGAUCCUUCAAUCUUCAGAUCAUAGUCAACCUAUCUCGCGCCAUCAUGUCAGCUCCUCCUAUGCCUCCAGCUUCGGUAAUAGCGAAAAUAUGAAUAAGCGCCUGAUGAAGCCGCCCCCAUACCGCCCUGCCUCCAAAUCACCAUCUAUUGGCAUCACUACUGGUCCCGGAUCCGCGGCGACCAUUCAUGCAAAGUCAAAUGAGCAUGAGAAGAAGGUCAAGUCUAUGGGAUUCCCUCCUCUAAUGGCUGGGAUGAAGCCUAAAUAA